Molecule: messenger RNA, 2471 nt
Organism: Apis florea (little honeybee)
Lineage: Eukaryota; Metazoa; Arthropoda; Insecta; Hymenoptera; Apidae
Source: RefSeq, a predicted model, not a curated record
AAUAUCUUGUCCUUUUUUUUUUCAUAACAAUAAUGUCGUGUGGUCGUUUUUCAAGAAAUCUAAAAAUUAUGAAUCUAGAAAAAAGUAAACAAAAAUACGUUAAAAGAUCCUUAUCGAUCUUGCGAAAGAUAAAUUAUUUCGGGCUCAGACAAUAACGUCCGUCGCAAGUGAUUCACAGCGACAGUUUAACGUCCUGCUGCUUUUUCAGAAGAGACGAGCAAGUCACGGACCGUAAGAGUGUCCUAUGGAAAUCUAACAAUGAAAGCGAAACCACCGGUUCCAAUUAUGUCCAUGGUUUGUCAUGUCGUGACGAUUCGGAGUAGGUGCAUGGCUAUAUAUGCUACGAACAAUGUUAAUAUUCUUCAGUUUCUUCAAAGAAACAUUAAGAUACGCCCUCAAGAAUUGCUCUCCUUUGAUAAUUCUACGAAGGUAUAUGCUAUUUAAUCUUCAAAAUCUCAUCUUAUUUUGUUCAAUGGCAAUUGUUAGAAGCAGUCCGAAAUUUGAUGAUGGAGGAUUUAUACCGAGUUCCAUGAUUUAUAUGGAUAAAAGUGCAAAGUCCCAGGAUCAACUUGCUAUGCCUUCUCAAGCAGAGCUUCGCAAUGAGACUUCAGCGAAACGGAAUGACAUGGACAGUAACGAUAUCACGGAUCGCAGUCAAGAGCCUCGAUUCAGUUUCACAAAUCUUGGUAGCACAGGAAGCGGUUACGGAAUAUCAACAUAUGCUCCGGCAAAAAUAGAUUUGGGAGGAUUGUUCUUGGGCGCUAUUAUAGGAAUAGGUUCCAUCCUCAUUAUUCCUAAACUGCUUUAUGUCCUUUCUGGUACUUAUGGUCAUUAUGCAAGAAGCGAAGAAAGCGGCUUCACUCAAAUGAUGACAAAAAUGGACGAUGUCCUGGCCCAUCAUGGUAUCGAUACAACAUCCUGUAUGCAACGAAUCGUGUGUACUUAUUCGCAACAAGCUUCUUCAUCUGUUAAAGAGGCUAAUAAAUUAAAUAACGAUGAAAAGAUUUCGUCCUUCGACCAUGUGGUUGAUACGAUUACGACGAAUCAAAUUUUCCGUACAACUAUGGAGGGAACCGCGAUACAGGAGGCAGUGGAAGCAGGGAGAGCUGGUCGAAACUGUUCGCGAAUUUAUCCUCAUUGCGGAUUCUCCAUGGAAACUAUGUUAUCCCUUUUAUCAAACGUAAUUACCGCAAUCGCCGCAAUUAACACAGGAAAUUCCACGCCUACAGGAACUGGGAGUUUAUAAUAAUGUCAGAGGUCAAAGAUUUUGAUGACAUAAGUGAAUAUUCUGAUUCGAUUAAAAUAUAAUGAAUUCUCGUAUCUUUUUAAACGAAUAGAAUGAUAAUGAAAAUUAAUGCUAUAUUACAAAAGAUAUUAUAUAAAAAUGUUUUUAUAUAGUUCCAUUUUAUUAAAUAAUUUAUAGAUUUAUCACAAAUAUCAAUUUCCCAUCGAGAAAUUUAUAUCUUAUGUAAGUAAUACAAGUAAAAUAAUAAUUACAGGCAAUUUUUAAUAGAUUAAAAAGGACAAAUAGUAACGAUUUCCUUUCACAUUUAUUUGAUCUUGUAUGUAUGAAGUGAAAAGUGAAAUUGUUUCCAGGUAAAAUGAUGGAAUCGUUGGUUCGCGCGCUUUAGCGUGUAACGUGACUACAACUUUCCUAAUAGAGACACGUGUUCUUUAUACAAUCUUUAAGUAAGGCAAAUAAGACCGUAUAGAGUUAAAUGGUAUAACGAUUUAUCUUUUAAUAUGAACACAAUGUUUGUUAUAUACAUUGUUCUGAUCAUUCAAUAUAGAUAUAAUAAUUUCUUUUACAAUGUAUAUAAAUAUAUAAUCAUUUCUAUUAAUGUAUGAAUCGCGUGCGAGGUUUUGAUUCCUAAGAGAAAUGAAACAAAAUUUUACAAGAUUAACAUCGAUAAAAAUAAAUGUCAAAUACUAAACAAACGAUAUUAGAAUUUAAACUUCAAAACACUUCUUGAGGAAUUCAUAAUCAAUGAUAGAUUAUAAAGUAUUGUGAUACAUUUAGAUUAAUAAAUUGUAAUCUUAUUUUUACAAAAAAAUAUUGAACAUUCUUUAUUAUAUUUUAUACGUGUAAUUAUCUAUGCUUAUUCUAGAAAUUCUUUGGUCCUUAGCGAAAACUUUUGUUGAACGCAUUAUUAAGCAAUAUAAUUUAACUAAUAUUAAUAAAUUUAAUAAACAAGCAAUCAAGCAUAAUGCCAUUCGAGCGAUUCUAUCUUAAGAUAAUUAUACAAAUGAUAGACAACAUCAGAGCAAUUAAUGAAUAAUGUAAUAAAAUUCAUAUUACUUAAUAAUAUGCAUUUAGAUAGAGAACAACUAUUUUAUAAACAUUAUUUAAUUUUUAUAAGAAUAAAAUCUUUGGUAAUUGUAAUAUUGUUCGAUGUACCGUAUGAGCACCGUUAAUUGCUAGAAAUAUUUUUGUACCUUUUUUUUUUUCAUUAAAUUGGCAACAAGUUUUU